CUGUUGGCGGUGGCGUUUCCCGGUGACCGAAGGCGGGUACCGAAGCUAUGGGCAGCCGGGAGGUGCUGGGUCAAGCGGCCCGCCUGGCCUCCUCCGGUCUGCUCCUGCAGGUGUUGUUUCGAUUGAUCACCUUUGUCUUGAAUGCAUUUAUUCUUCGCUUCCUAUCAAAGGAAAUCGUUGGCAUAGUGAAUGUCAGGCUAACACUGCUUUACUCAACCACCAUCUUCCUGGCCAGAGAGGCCUUCCGUAGAGCAUGUCUGAGUGGGGGCACCCAGCAAGACUGGAGCCAGACCUUCAACCUCUUGUGGCUAACAGUCCCCCUGGGUGUGUUUUGGUCCUUGCUCCUGGGCUGGGUGUGGUUACAGUUGCUUGAAGUGCCUGAUCCUAAUGUCGUCCCCCACUAUGGAACUGGAGUGGUGGUGUUUGGCCUUUCGGCCGUGGUAGAGCUUCUGGGAGAGCCCUUCUGGGUCUUGGCACAAGCACAGAUGUUUGUCAAACUCAAGGUGAUUGCCGAGAGCCUGUCAGUCAUCCUCAAGAGUGUCCUGAUAGCUUUUUUUGUGCUAUGGCUGCCUCACUGGGGGCUCUACAUUUUCUCUUUGGCCCAGCUUUUGUAUACUGCAGUUCUGGUGCUCUGCUAUGUUAUUUAUUUCACAAAGUUAUUGGGCUCCUCAGAAUCGACCAAGCAACAGACUCUUCCCGUCUCCAGAAUAACAGAUCUCUUACCCAAUAUUACAAGAAGUAGAGCUUUCGUAAAUUGGAAAGAGGCUAAAUUGACUUGGAGUUUUUUCAAACAGUCUUUCUUGAAGCAGAUUUUGACAGAAGGCGAGCGCUACGUAAUGACGUUUUUGAAUGUGUUAAAUUUUGGCGAUCAGGGUGUAUAUGAUAUAGUGAAUAAUCUUGGCUCUCUUGUGGCCAGGUUAAUUUUCCAGCCAAUAGAGGAGAGCUUUUAUAUAUUCUUCGCUAAGGUGCUGGAGAGAGGAAAGGAUGCCACACUCCAGAAGCAGGAGGACGUUGCCAUGGCCGCUGCGGUUUUGGAGUCGCUGCUCAGGCUGGCCCUGCUGACCGGCCUGACCAUCACCAUUUUUGGCUUUGCCUAUUCUCAGCUGGCUUUGGAUAUCUAUGGAGGGGCCAUGCUUAGCUCUGGAUCAGGUCCUGUUUUGCUGCGUUCCUACUGUCUCUACGUCCUCCUGCUUGCCAUCAACGGAGUGACCGAGUGUUUCACAUUUGCUGCCAUGAGCAAAGAGGAGGUCGACAGGUACAAUUUCACAAUGCUGGCCCUCUCGUCUUCAUUCCUGGCGUUAUCCUACGUCCUGACCCGAUGGUGCGGCAGCGUGGGCUUCAUCUUGGCCAACUGCUUUAACAUGGGCAUUCGCAUCACACAGAGCCUUUGCUUCAUCCACCGCUACUACAAGAGGAGCCCGCACAGGCCCCUGGCGGGCCUGUACCUAUCACCCGUCCUCCUCGGGGCUUUCGCCCUCAGUGGCGGGAUUACUGGCGUUUCCGAGGUGUUCCUCUGCUGUGAGCAGGGCUGGCCAGCCAGGCUGGCACAUGUCACCGUGGGGACCUUCUGUUUGGGAAUGACUCUUGGGACAGCGUUCCUCACGGAGACCAAGCUGAUCCGUUUUGUGAGGACUCAGUUAGGUGUGUCCAGACUGGCUGACAAAACCUCGUGACCUCGGAGGCAUUGACACCUGUGGCAUGUGGACCAGCUGUGGGGCAGUUUUGUGGGCGGAACGCAAUAGCUGUGCAGGAGAGCCCUGCUGAGGGGUCUGCAGCGGGGGAGGACCGACCCCGGCGGGCGAGAUGUCGGAGAGCACCGCCGGACCAAACACCAUCCGUUUGAAGCCUCAAACAGGGAGGAAGAGUCCCACUUUAAGGGAAGACCAAAAGCUCUUUUAAAAUAGAUAUCUUAUUUUUGUCACCA
This is a messenger RNA of Callorhinus ursinus (northern fur seal), 1924 nucleotides long. It is a transcript of the gene RFT1, whose product is annotated as RFT1 glycolipid translocator homolog. NCBI's taxonomy places the organism in Eukaryota, Metazoa, Chordata, Mammalia, Carnivora, Otariidae. The record is from RefSeq and is a predicted model, not a curated record. Gene Ontology annotation, biological process: glycolipid translocation; dolichol-linked oligosaccharide biosynthetic process. Gene Ontology annotation, cellular component: endoplasmic reticulum membrane.